Molecule: messenger RNA, 1251 nt
Organism: Rhizophagus irregularis DAOM 181602=DAOM 197198
Lineage: Eukaryota; Fungi; Glomeromycota; Glomeromycetes; Glomerales; Glomeraceae
Source: RefSeq, a predicted model, not a curated record
AUGCCGCGCCGUAAAUCACAAAAGUCUAUCAAAAAAAUGUUAUCUAACAAAUCUCCGAGAAUUCAAAAUCCUUGGAUAUCGUAUUCAAAUUAUUUUUACAAGCAGCUUCGAAAAGAAAAUCAAAAAAUCAAACGUACGGAUGCCGCAAAGUUGGCUAGUGUUGCAUGGAAAUCAAUGUCAGCCGAACAAAAAUAUCCAUGGUAUCAUUCAUCUAAUCUAAAGAAGAUAGAAGGACUAUUAAAUUUAUCCAAUGUAAAAUUGCUUGAAUCUACGUAUGAUAAUCAAUUUAUUAUUGAAGAUGUUUCAUUAAUGUCAAUGAAUCAAGCAAGAAAGAAUAAUUCAACGGAGGAAGAUCAUUGUUUAAAUAGUAUGAUUCCUUCAGCUGCGAGUCAACCGAUCAAAAACAAGAAUGAAGAAAAUUUUCUAUCUACGUAUGAUAAUCAAUUUAUCAUUAAAGAUGCUUCAUUAAUGUCAUCGAAUCAGGUAGAAAUGAAUAAUUUAAUGGAAGAUCAUUAUUUAAAUAGUGUGAUUCCUUCUGUUGCGAGUCAACCGAUUGACGAAGAGAAAAAUGAGAAUGAAGACACUUUUUCAUUAUUAAAUUUAUCCAACGUUGAAUUCGAAUAUACGUAUGAUAAUGUCAUUGAUGUUUCACUGAUGUCAAUGAACCAAACAAGAAUGAAUACUUUGACGGAGGAAGUUCAUUGUUUAAAUAAUAUGAUUCCUUCAGUUGCGAGUCAACCGAUUGACGAAUCACUCGAAUAUACUUAUGAUAAUCAAUUUAUCAUUGAAAAUGUCUCGCUAAUGUCAAUGAAUCAGGUAGAAAUGAAUAAUUUAAUGGAAGAUCAUUAUUUAAAUAGUGUCAUUCCUUCAUUUGCAAGUCAACCGAUUGACGAGAAAAAUGAGUUUCCAUUAUUAAAUUUAGGAUUACUCGAAUCUACGUAUGAUAAUCAAUUUAUCAUUGAAGAUGUUCCACUAAUGCCAAUGAAUCAAGCAACAAUGAAUAAUCCAAUAGAGGAAGAUCAUUUUUUAAAUGGUGUGAUUCCAUCAUUUGUGAAUCAACCGAUUUACGAGAGGAAAAAUAAAAUUGAAGAAAUUUCUCCAUUACAUCUUACGUAUGAUAAUCAAUUUAUCAUUGAGGAUGUUUCACUAAUGUCAGUUGCGAGUCAACCGAUUUACGAGGAGAAAAAUAAAGAUGAAGUAAACGAUACAGAUGAUGUUAUUGGUUCAAAAAUGUUUGAUUUCGUAAAUUAG